AUCAGUAGAGCAGAGGACUCAGCAAAGUUGCAAAGCAGAGCAGAGCAUAUUUAGCAGAGCAAAGCAGAGCAGCUCUAUAGAACUAGGCCUAUGGUGUGACAUUGAGUUUCAUACAACAUUGGUUUUAGGGAGUAUUUAAUUGUGGUGGUUGUGUGCGAGUCAACUAAUGGAUCAUGAACAUUCGUUGUCUAUUUUCCCUCCAAGCAACGCUUAACCAACGAUUUUACCUGCCAUUCAAAAAUUUCCCUCUUUUUCUCUCCCCAAAUUCAAUCUUCUCUCCUAAAAACUUCCAAACAUUACCCAAAUUUAGCGAAAAUCAUCAAUCUGAUUAUUUCAAUAAUUUAGCUGAAAAGGGUACUAUUUCUCCUACCUUUGUACCCUUUUCUGAGCAUUUAUCAUAUUGCUGCCAGACCAAGUCCCUUGGUCCUGGAUUACAAGUUCAUGCUCAAUUAACUAAAACUGGGUUGUUGAUCGAUGUGAAACUUCGGAACCAUUUGAUUAAUUUAUACUCGAAAUGUGGAGUUUUCGGGUAUGCCCGCAAACUGCUCGACGAAAGUCCUGAACCAGACUUGGUUUCUUGGUCAGCUAUUAUAUCUGGGUAUGUCCAAAAUGGGAUGCCCAAGGAAGCCCUUUUGGCUUUUCUGGAAAUGCACUCUUUGGGUAUUAUUUGUAAUGAAUUCGCAUUUUCGAGUGUGCUUAAGGCUUGUGGAAUUAGGGAGGAUUUGAGGUAUGGGAAGCAAAUUCAUAAGAUGGCGUUGGUUGCCGGGUUUGGGUCUGAUGUUUUUGUUGCGAAUACCUUGGUGGUUGUUUAUGCAAAAUGCAGAGAGUUCGAGGAUUCGAGAAGGUUAUUUGACGAAAUUCCCGAAAGGAGUGUUGUUUCGUGGAAUGCUUUGUUUUCAUGUUAUGUGCAAGGGUAUUUUUUUGAAGAGGCGAUUUGUUUGUUCAAUGAAAUGGUUUCGACUAAUAUGAGACCAAAUGAAUUUAGUCUCUCGAGUAUGCUGAAUGCCUGUGCAGGAAAAGGGGAUGGUACUAUGGGAAGAACAAUUCAUGGGUACUUAAUAAAGUUUGGACAUGAAGCUGAUCAGUUCUCAGCAAAUGCACUUGUUGAUAUGUAUGCUAAAGUUGGGGAAAUUAAAGGUGCCCUUCUUGUAUUUGAUAAUGUUAAGGAACCAGAUAUUGUUACUUGGAAUGCCAUUAUUGCCGGUUCUGUGCUUCACGAAGAACAUGAGUUAGCUUUGGAAUUCUUUGCUCAGAUGAACAGUUCGGGUGUAUAUCCAAAUUUAUUCACAUUAUCGAGUGCCCUAAAAGCUUGUGCAGGAUUAGAACUGAAAGAUUUGGGUAGACAGCUUCAUUCCACUUUGAUUAAGAUGGAUACAAAUGCAGAUUUGUUUACUGGUGUUGGUCUGCUUGAUAUGUAUUCCAAAUGUGGUUCAAUGGAGGAGGCAAAGACUGUUUUUAAAUCAAUAUCAGAGAAAGACUUGAUUGCAUGGAAUGCUAUGAUCUCAGGUUACUCAUCAAAGGGAGAUGAUAAAGAAGCUUUAAAAAUUUUCAUUGAGAUGUAUAAAGAGGGAGUAGGUUUUAAUAAAACUACAUUAUCAGCAGUCCUCAAAUGCAUAACUAGCUUGCAGCAAAUUGAUGUUUGUCAGCAAGUUCACGCAAUUUCCAUAAAAUCAGGUCUUCAAUCUGAUAAUUAUGUUGUGAAUAGCCUUGUUGACUCAUAUGGGAAGCUUGGCAACAUAAAAGAUGCGGCAAAGAAAUUUCAUGAAUCUAAAAUAGGAGAUUUGGCAUCUUUUACUUCCAUGAUUUCGGCUUACUCUCAGUUUGGACUAGGUGAAGAAGCGCUGAAGAUUUAUAAGGAAAUGCAAGCUAUAGGUGUAUUGCCAGAUCCUUUUGCUUGCAGUGCUCUCUUAAAUGCGUGUGCUAAUUUAUCUGCCUACGAACAAGGAAAACAAAUGCAUGUUCAUGUAUUAAAACUUGGGUACAUGUCUGACACCUUUGCUGGGAAUUCCCUUGUUAACAUGUAUGCUAAAUGUGGAUGUAUAGAUGAUGCAAUUCUUUCCUUCUCAAGGCUAAGUGAGAAAGGAAUAGUAUCAUGGUCUGCUAUAAUCGGAGGACUUGCUCAACAUGGGCAUGGAAAAGAAGCACUAAGAUUAUUUGAUCAGAUGGUUGAGGAUGGUGUUUGCCCAAACCAUGUUACUUUAGUCAGUGUCCUAUGCGCAUGCAGUCACACAGGUAUGGUUGAAGAAGCCAAAGAAUACUUCCAAACAAUGGAAAGAUUAUAUGGCAUAAAGCCUACUCAAGAACAUUAUGCUUGCAUGAUUGAUAUCCUUGGUCGAGCUGGGAAAUUAGAUGAAGCAUUAGAGCUUGUGAACAAAAUGCCAUAUGAAGCAAAUGGAGCAGUAUGGGGAGCACUUCUUGGUGCUGCAAAGAUUCACAAGAACGUGGAGCUAGGGCAACGUGCAGCGGAGAAUCUUUUUGCCCUUGAGCCAGAGAAAUCUGGCACGCACAUUCUGCUGGCCAACCUGUAUGCUUCAGCUGGAAUGUGGCAGAAUGUUUCAGAAAUGAGGAAAAUGAUGAAAGAGACUAAGGUUAAGAAGGAGCCUGGAAUGAGUUGGGUUGAGGUGAAAGAUAAGAUUCACACGUUUAUUGUAGGAGAUAAAAGCCACCCCAGAAGUGUGGAAAUAUAUGCAAAGUUGAAUGAGAUUAAAGAUCUCAUGAUGAAGGAAGGGUAUGUACCUAUGCUGGAGACUGAUCUCCAUGAUGUUGAACAAAGCGAAAAGGAGUUGCUGCUGCUUCAUCAUAGUGAAAAACUCGCUGUUGCUUUUUCACUAAUAGCAACCCCACCAGGUGCUCCCAUUAGGGUCAAGAAGAAUCUUCGGAUUUGCUUGGAUUGCCAUACAGCUUUCAAGUUCAUCUGUAAGAUAGUCUCUAGAGAGAUUAUUGUCAGAGAUACAAACAGGUACCAUCAUUUCAAAGAUGGUUCAUGCUCCUGUGGAGAUUACUGGUAAUAUUGAAUUGCAGAAGAUUACAGGAAUCACACAAAUGUAGAACAAAACAUUUUCCUUCACUUACAUAUGUUUAGUUCUCUGUUUUAAUGUUAGACAGAGUUGUGUUUUGCUGUAUAUCUACAGAUAUAGAGAUGAAAUGCUUCAAAAUGUUUCUCCACUUUGUUCCAAGGAAGGAUCAGCUUAUUUUGGGAAUGGUACCGAAAGAAUCUUUUAACAGUGAUCUAACCAUUUCUUGCUUCUAUAUCUUAGUUUUAUGCAUCUAAUGUGCUAAUAUAUUACCUCUAGUACAUGUGCCAGGUACUUGAUGCUCCAUAACUUUGGACAAUUGGAAACUUGGAAUUAGACCAUAAGCAUGAAAUUUGUUUAACAUUGUAGCAGGGUUUGCCAUUUGCAUAAUAAUAUACCUGUCGAGUUUGAAUAACAUAGAUUACAACAUAUUCUGCACAACUUGAGAGUACAAAUAUAUUCUCUAGUUGCUAAGACAGUAAGACAGAAAUGCAAGUACAUUACAUUUGCCUGGAUAUUUCAUAGAACUAAGGAAGUUUACUGGCGCAUUGAAUGAAAAUAUUUAUUUACAAAACAUGAUGUAGUCUGCACCUUGAUAACCUGAUAUAAUACAGAGGUGUUGGGCAGUACCCUCCCACCACAAACACACAAAUAUU
Molecule: messenger RNA, 3670 nt
Organism: Chenopodium quinoa (quinoa)
Lineage: Eukaryota; Viridiplantae; Streptophyta; Magnoliopsida; Caryophyllales; Amaranthaceae
Product: pentatricopeptide repeat-containing protein At5g04780-like
Exons: 1
Coding region: 174-3008 (944 amino acids)
Biological process (GO): RNA modification
Molecular function (GO): protein binding; RNA binding; zinc ion binding
Source: RefSeq, a predicted model, not a curated record